AUGCUAAACUUAUUAUUUAUUCUAAAAAUUGUGGUUGCCCAAGAAGAUUGGGAAAACGUUUAUACUGCAUUUGUAAAUGAUAAUAUGACUGAAUAGGAAUGUAUAUAAUCAAUUCAUAAAUAAGCUUGGGUAGUAACAGGAGCAAUGAGUGAGGACCAAAUCGCAAAUUGUGCUGGAUAAAAAAUUAUUGGAGGAUAUAUUGCAUUUGGGAGUGGCACAGCAGUCUAAAAAUUAUUUUAUCUCCCUCCUCAUUAUAAACUAAGAAUUACAAUAAAUUUCUGGAAGUAAUAGGAAUAUUUAUCAUCGUCAAGAUUAGGUUGUUGGGAAGAUGAAGUACAAUAUAUCAUAAUUGAUGAUAUAGUUUGGAAAUAAACUUUUAGUUGUUCAUAAGGUUUUAGUUAAUGUGGAACAAGUUAUCAUGAUUAUUUAUGUUAAGUUGAUAUCAUAACUACACAUAAUUCUGAAACAUUAUUAAUUUUUAUGAAGUCUAAUUUAGAUGGGGGAAAAGAAGUAAAUUUUGUUUUAAACUAAGGAAUUUUGGGGAUUUAAUAAUUUCACUCUUGAUAUUUUAAAAUGUAUUCCUGAUUGCCUCCUUUGUAAUCAAAACUCAUCUGACCUAUGUUAACCAGAAAUGGAUACUACCCAUAAUUAGAUUUAUAAUCCUAAUGUUGAUAUAUGGUUUAAUACUAAUAAUUUGCAUGUUUUAACAACAAUUUGUCUUGAUAAAAUAUCUCUAAUUGGAGGAUUUUAAAUUUUAGGGAGAUCAGGUUUAUUAAAGACUAAAAUUAACCUUGAUCCACAUUAUUAAUUCUAAAUUAAAUUCAAAAUAUGGCUGAUUGAUAUUUCCAGUGUUUCUCACAAUUUUAACAUUGUUAUUGAUGGGAUUAUUCAUCCAUUCACUAUUACUCCUGCCAGUUCGAUUUCCUUCUGUGCAUCAUCUCAAUAAGAAAGCAUUUAUAAUGUUGAUUUUACUUAUAGUCAUUAGAAUCCUUAAGUUGAAAUUCAAAUAGCUCCAACAUCAUUAAAGGGAUCAAAUCCCUUCUGGGCAAUAUUUAACUUUAAUUUAUUUGUUUUUAGAUGCUCGUCUCAUUGUAUUAAAUGUUCUGGAUUCUAAAAAAACCCAAUGUGAAAUUUGUGCAGAAGAGUGGUUUUUAG
This is a messenger RNA of Paramecium octaurelia, 1155 nucleotides long. The record is from the annotation of a GenBank genome assembly. Lineage: Eukaryota; Ciliophora; Oligohymenophorea; Peniculida; Parameciidae.